UUUUUUUUUCCCCCCUCCCAGCCAUUUUUUUUCCUGCUCAUUUUUCCUGCACGUCACCGGGACCAGCAUCGGGCCAACACUGACAUCAAGUGGCUGCUGGGAUCCCUCACAUUCCAGGGCCGUAUCCUGCCUCUGGGAGCAGCCCGGCAUCACCCCCACGGCCUCAUCCUGCCCUGCCGAGGGGCUCGGAGCCAAGCAGGGUCGGGAGCCACCACCGGCGAUGCCGGACAUCAUCCCGGCCGUGUCCCCACCGCCAGGCAGGAUGCGGCCAGCCGCGCUCCAUCACCGCCCCACUGCCUGUCCCCAGCCAGGCCACCGCCGUGUCCUUACUCCUGUCCCCAGCGUGCCCGGCCACGGCAGUCGAUAUCCCAGCGGGGUCGCGCUGAGCGCGCUGACGGCAUCGCCGAGCCGGGAGCAUCCGCCACAUCCCUCGCCCACGAGUGGGGACCCCCUUCCCGCCCGGGCCACGGCACCCCCACCCCGCGGCUCUGCCCCGCCGGUGGCAAGGUCACGGUGACGGGCGAGCGGUGAGGCGGCGGUGGCUCUGCCAUCACCCCGGCGCUGGGGACGCUUGUCCCCGACGCUCUGCCGGCGGCCGUGGACUUUGCACGGAGCGUGGGAGCGGCGGCGGCGACGCUUCUGCUGGCGCUGGCAGAGCCCCGCAACGCCCGCGAGACCCGGCUUGGGACAGCAGCAGGGGAAACUGAGGCACGGCAGCGCCCUGGGUGCCGGAGUGACCGUGCAGUCCUGCUUUUGCGGAAAAAAAGGCUGGAAAACCCCAUUUUUCCUUCAAACCACCGGCUUCAGAGGCCCGGAGGAGUUUUGCAACACCGCAUUCCCCUUCAUCCCGGCUUCCCUGAACCCGGAGCCGAGUUCAGCCGGGGAAGCCCGCAGCCCGGGGUGGGUUUUGGGGAGAGCGGUGGCUCCGGCGGGGUGUUGGCUGCAGGUGGAGCUCCCUGAUGGCUCCCCAGUGACCGGGAAGGAUCAGGGACCUGCUGGUGGCCUGGGACAGGACGGGACCGGACGGUGACAGAAAUGUGGCUUUUCCUGGGGAUUUCCUGGCUGAUGCAAGACGGGGCACGGGAAAAACGUUGGCUUUGAGCCGAAGGCGCUACUGGGAAGAGCUUGUCCCCACCUGGGGAGGGUCCUGGCUUUGGGAUCGGGUUGGGCCCCUUCCUGGGUCUCUCUGGGUCCAUCGGGAUGUCGGCUCCCGGGUGGGACGGGAGUGCGGGUCCGGGUGCGGAGAUGCCGGUGGUCUCGCACGGCAGGGAGACGGUGCGGGGCUCCGGGGAGAAGCCGGAGCGGACACACGGGCAUCGCCUGCCUCAGCACCCCCGGCCCUGCAUCCAGCACCCGUCCUGACCGCGCCGGCGCCCGCCGGGAACUGGUGGCACCACCAUGUCCCAGGCAGAAGGAGGCGAGGAGACCUUUGAAUACCGCGACGUGGUCGUCAACAGCCAGGAGAAGGUUUCGGACGUGUACACGCAGCUGGAGAAGCUGGGAGAGGGAAAAUUCGGGACGGUGUACCGGCUGCAGGAAAAAGCCACCGGCAAAAUCCGAGCCGGGAAAUAUUUCCGGACGCGGACGGCUAAAGAGAAGCAGGCGGCUCGGGCUGAGGUGGAGCUCAUGAACCUGCUGCAUCACCCGCGCCUCGUGCAGUGCCUCGCCGCCUUCCAGGGCCCCGCCGAGCUGGUGAUGGUGAUGGAGUAUGUGGCAGGCGGGAAGGGAUCCCGGCACUGUGGGGUGCUGGCGUGGGGGGUAGGAUGGAUGGAGAACCUGAAGACCCUGAAGAUCGUGGCAGGCGGGGAGCUCUUUGAGCGCAUCGUGGACGAUGACUUUGAGCACACAGAGCCCAGCAGCACCCAGUACAUGCGGCAGAUCCUGGAGGGGCUGCAGUUCAUGCAUGGCCAAGCCGUCGUCCACCUUGACCUCAAACCCGAGAACAUCGUCUGUGUCAGCCCCAGCAGCCACUGGCUCAAGAUCAUCGACUUUGGCUUGGCGCGGAAGCUGGCUCCAGAAACCCCUGUGAAGGUGUUGCACAGCACCCCUGAGUUCAUGGCUCCAGAAGUGGUCGCCUUUGAGCCCGUGGGCUUCUCCACGGACAUGUGGAGCGUUGGUGUCAUCUGCUACAUCCUGCUGAGUGGGGAGUCCCCCUUCCAGGGGGACAAUGACAUGGAGACGCUGAGCAACAUCACAGCUGCCCGGUGGGACUUCGAGGAGGAGACCUUCUCGGAGAUCUCCCAGCAGGCCAAGGACUUCAUCAGCCAGCUGCUGCAGAAGGACCCCUGCCGCCGUCUCUCCAGCACGGGGGCUCUGCUGCACCCCUGGCUGCAGCAGCCCCAGCCCAGCACCACCAAGGCGCUGUCGAAGGAGAGGAUCAGGCAGUUCUUGACGCGUCGGAAGUGGCAGAAAACAGGCAAAGCUCUGCUGGCCCUCAACAGGUUCACCCUGCUGUCCCAGAGCCCGGAGAGGAAAGCAUCGGAGGCUCAGGAUGAGGAAGACCUGGGCUGCAGCCCGGAGGAGAACCAAGCCUCUGGGUCUCUGCUCCAACGAGGACCCAGCUUCUCGGAGCUGCCGGCGAGCCAAGAGGAGGAGGAAGGUGGGAGCGCAGGGGAAGCAGAGGGCAGCGUCAGCGUGGCCAUGUCACCCCAGCCCCGGGCCACCUAGAGCAGCUGGUGAGUGAGGAGCGGGGAACGAUGGGGGUGACGCCUCCUCCAACAGCUCUGGGUAGACCCAGGGUUCCUCUCCUCUUGGUGAGCUCUAGGGUGCCACGGUGUCCCACGCUUGCUGUCCCCACCAAGGAACCAGCGAUCCUCUCUGCGUGGCCGCCUGUCACCAA
Molecule: messenger RNA, 2839 nt
Organism: Chroicocephalus ridibundus (black-headed gull)
Lineage: Eukaryota; Metazoa; Chordata; Aves; Charadriiformes; Laridae
Product: myosin light chain kinase, smooth muscle-like
Exons: 13
Coding region: 1399-2667 (422 amino acids)
Biological process (GO): intracellular signal transduction; protein phosphorylation; positive regulation of apoptotic process
Cellular component (GO): nucleus; cytoplasm
Molecular function (GO): protein serine/threonine kinase activity; ATP binding
Source: RefSeq, a predicted model, not a curated record